UUUUCUGAACAUGCAGGGGCACCCAACGCCCUAAGAAGACAAAAUGACCGGGCCUAGUGGAGCUUACGGGCUUCGAAACAGCAUACAGCCUGCUAGAGAGUUUGGCGAAGCCGAUGUCGUUGGAGGAGGCUUCAGGGUUUCCAGCUUCCCCGCCAACGCUGGCUACAACCGCCACAUUGCGGGCCAGCCGCCGCUGCCGCGCUCCGGCGAGACAGUGGACCCGCGGCGCCUCACGCAGCUGGCGCGGCAGCGGGUGGUGAACCGCGCCAACGCCAUCGCACAGUACGGGCCGUACGUGUACCAUGAAAUGGUGCCUGACGAGGCAGCGGCGGCGGCGGAGGCCUACCACCAAGCCGCCGCCGCCGCCGCCGCCACCGCCGCUGCCGGAGGCUACUACUAUCCCCCGCAGCCGCCAGCGGGGCCGCCGCAGCCGCCGCAGCCCUCCGCCGGCGGCCGCCAGCGCCGCGGCUGGCAGGACCUGCGUGCCAGCCACCCCCAGGCAGCGGCGGCGGCGGCGGCGCCGGCACCACACGGCGCCGCCGAUCCCGGCGCGGCGGCCGCCUUCGCGGCGGCAGCCGCCGCGGCUGUAGCCGCCUACCACCAGGCGGCAGCAGCAGCAGCCGCAGCCGCUGGUGCUACUGCCGACGGUGCGGGUGCUACUGCCGUCGCUCCGACGGCACACGGCCGGCCGCAGUCUCCAGCGGUGCAGUCCCAGCAGCAGGGGCAGGGGCACCAGCAGGGGCAGGGGCAGCACCCGCAGCACCAGCAGGGGCAGCAGCGGGGGCAGCAGCACCAGGAGGGGCGGCAGCACCAGCCUGAGGUGCUCACAGUGCACCACCACCAAAGCGGCGGCGGCGGCGGCGGCGGUGCGGGAGGCGCUGGCGGCGGUGCGGGAGGCGCUGGCGGCGGCGCUCACAGGAUGGCGACUGUGCGCGAGGACGAGGGGGAGGUGGAGGGCUCUGGCCAGGAGGCGGCGGCCAUGGCGCUCAGUAGCGGCGAGGAGGAGGUGGAGGGCGAGUAUGAGGAGGAUUAUGCGGAGGAGGUGGAGGUGGGGGUGGAGGAGCACCCGGAACAGCCGGAUUCACCACUCAGGGGCGUCGUCCGUGCCGCGGCGGCGGCGCCACGCACGCCAGCGGAUCCGGCAGUAGCAGCAGCAGCAGCGCAGCUUGCUACAGCCGCCGGGAUGGCGGCGGCCGCCGACGCCGCUGCCAGGGUUGCAGCCGCCGAGCGGUGGCUGGCUGCUACUGCCGCGGCGGCGGGGCAGGCGCUGCCGCCGGCGGAUGCUGCUGCCUCCUCCUUGGCGGCGGUGGCGGCGGCGGCGGCGGCGGUGGCGGCGGGGCACAGCGACAUCACACUGCGCCCGCGCGGCGCCGCCGACAUGGCUGUAGCAGCUGGCGGCGGCGACGCCGGGGCACACCAGCCGCCCACGCCCAGCGCCGCCACCGGCGCCGCCGGCAGCCCCUUCCACACGGCGGCGGCACCGAGGCCGUCGACUCCCGAUGCCGCGGCGUCAGCCGCUGCCGCCGCCGCCGCUGCCGCCUACCACCAGGCCGCCGCCGCCGCUGCCACCGCCGCCGCCGCCGGUUUCCCUCCCGUCAUGACCUCGCCGCCGCGUCCGCCACACGGCGGCAUUGUGUAUCGUGACCCCAACGACGCCAUUCGGGAGCACACCGGCCGCAGCCCCGGCGGCAGCCCCAAUCACGGAGCCGCCGCCGCCGCCGCCGCCGCUGCAGCCGCCGCCGCCGCUGGAUAUGCUUCGCAUCAGCAGCAGGCGCCGCUGCCAGGCGGCCCGCCGUCGGCGCUGCUUGUGGACCCGAGUGCGGUGGGCGGCGGCGGCGGCAGCUACGGCAGCAGCGGCGUGCGACUGGGUGACUCGCUGCAGGGGCCGCUGCCGGGCGGGUCCAGCCCCAGGUCUCCCGGCUAUCCCGGCUAUCCCGGCUACCCCGCUGGCGGCCCCCACGCCCUCUUCAGCAGUGUGGAGGGCGGCCGCGCGCCGCCGCCGCGCCCCGGCGCCGGCGCCGGCGCCGCUAACCGCCGCCCCGCCACCGCCGGCGGCGCAGGCACCCCGCCCCGCCCCGGCACGGCGCCGGCCCACUCCCCCGCACGAGUACGAGAGGCCGGCAAGUCCGUACGUCAGUCGUACGGCGAUAGCGGUUAUCAGUACAAUGAGCAAGCGGCGGCUGCAGCCGCCGCCGCCGCCGCGGCGGCGGCGGCAGUAGCGGCGGCGGCGGCGGCGGGUGCUAGGGGCAGCAGCGGCGGGGGUGUUGGGGGCGCGCAAUCGCCGGAGGCAGCGGCGGCGGCGGCGGCGGCGGCAGCCGCUGCCGCUGCGGCGGGGCAGCAGCAGCAGCAGCAGCAGCAAUGGGAGUCUGUGGCGCCGGUGGAGUAUGACCCGGCGUAUGUGCGCUACGCCAACCUGAUGGCCAAGGGGGAGUUCGCGGGCGUGCCGUACCCGGAGUUCCUGCGGGGGGCACAGACGGGUCCCUCCUGGCGCGCCUUCCUCAUGCGUUCACGUGACCGCGACGGCUCCCCCCGCGGCUCCCUGCCGGCGCUGGUGGCGGGCGUGCGGCGCAGCGUGCAGGGCGGCCCCGACCCGGCGCAGUGGAAGGAGAAGAGGCCCAAGCACCUCAGCGACACGGAGUGGGCGGAGCGGCGCGCCAAACGCGAGCUGUGGACGGCCCGCAGCGCACUGGCCGCCGACGCCCGCACCCUGCGCGCGGCGGCGCGGCUGCUGCGCGGCGAGAACCGGCGGGUGGGCGGCGAGGCGGCGGCGCUGGCGGGCAGCCUGGAGGGGCUGGGGGAGGGGAGCCUGAGUCCGGAGUUUGUGCGGCUGCAUGCGGAGGCGGUGGCGCGCCGCGCGGCGGCGGCGGCUGGCGUGGCGCCGCUGCUGGCGGGCACCUCAGGCCUGGACGCCCAAAUGCGGGACGUCGGAGCAUACGCCGCAACCGCCGAGGCUGCCGGGGCCGCACAGGCGGAGGCGGUGGCAGCCGCCGCCGCCGCCGAGGCCGCCGCCGCCGCGGCGCAGCUGGCGGCGGCGGCGCACGCCACCGCCGCGGCGGCGGGCGCAGCGGAGGACCUGGCGGCGAUAAGGCAGGCGCAGGCCAUCUAUCCGGGUUACCCGGGCUAUCCCCCAGCCCAUCCCCACGGCUACCCGCCCAUCAACCAGCAGCAAGCGGCGGCGGCGGCGGCGGCGGCGGCGGCGGCAGCGGCGGCGGCGGCGCAUCCGCCGGCCCGGCCCUCCACCGCCCCCGGCGCCGCAGGCGCGCCGUACGGUUACAAUUACGGUUACGGUUAUGAGCAGGCGCCGUACGGCCACCAGGGCCACCUGCCGUACGGCCAAUGGCAGGGGCGGCGGCGGGAUGCGGGGCACUUCCGGCACGUGCCGCCUGCGGAGAUGUGGCAGGCGCGCGACGCGGCGGCAGCGGCGGCGCUGCGGCGGCGGGUGGACGGCGCGUGGCGGGCGGGGGCGGCGGAGGCGGUGGCGGCGCUGGUGCCUCAGGGCGCGGACAUGGACGCCAUGCUGGAUCUGGUGACGGCGGUGCGCCAGAGCAAGGCCGCGCCGUCGGCAGAAGCAGCAGCAAGGGCCGCAGCAGGCGCGGCAGUAGCAGCAGCAGGGGCAGUAGCAGCAGGGCCAGGGGCAGUAGCAGCAGGGCGGCCGCAGGGGCUGCAGCGGCAGGUCACGUUUGCUGACAACGUGGCCCCGGGAGCGGCGGCGGCGGCGGCGGCGGCGGCAGCGGCGGCGGCGGCGGCGCAGAUUACCGCUGCUAGUGCUGCUGCUGCUGCUGCGGCGACGACGGCAGCGGCGAAAGCCGUCGCGCCAGUAGACGAGGAGGAGGAGGAGGAAGCUGAGGACGGAGAGGGAGAGGGAGAGGGAGGGGCCGGGCAGGAGGGCCCUGCAGCCAAGGCGCGGCCUGCCAAGCCGCCGCCACCGCCACCACUCUACUAUCACGUGGAAAGGCCGUACAACGAUGCAAUGGGGGCGGCGGCGCUGGCGGCGGCGGCGGCGGCAGUUCCCUGGCAGUUUAAUCCCUGGCAGGCCCCCGCGGCGCCGCCUAUCCCGCUGGACGCAUCGCCGCCGACGCCGGCGCCGCCGCCGGCGCCGCCGCCGCCGGCGGCGGUCGUGCGCCCGGCAACCGCGCCGGCUGCUGUCAGCCCGCCACCCGCACCGCGCACGCCACCGCCUACGACUGCUGGUGCUGCUGGUGCUGCUGGUGCAGCAGCGCCGGCCGCGCCCGCAACCCCCGCGGCGCCUGCCGCCGCCGCCGCCGCUGCCGCUGUGGCGGCCCCGCCCGCCUCCCCACCUGCAGCGUCGCCCCGCCCUAAACAGGCAGAGCGAGACGAGGAAGCGGACGAGGAAGAGGAAGAGGAGGACGAGGGAGAGGAGGGAGAGGGAGAGGGCGAAGCAGGAGCAGCCCCGGGCGAGGUGGGGGAGCCGGAGGAGCGCUGGAUGUCGAGGCGGUAUGUGUUGCUGCUCAACGCACGGGCGGCGGCGGAGGAGGUAGCGCCGCGGGCGCCGCCGCCGGAUGCGCCUCUGCCGCUGGGGGCAGCGGAGGGCGGCACCCUGUACGACGAGCAGGCAGGCAAGCCGCCGCCCGCCACGCCCCGUACGACAGCCGCCGCCGCCGCCCGCGCCGCCGCCGCCGCAGCCGCCGGCGGCGCCACGCCCGCUGCCGUACGGGCGCACGCCAUCCUGUCUGUCAUGGGCGGUCGCAAGAUGGAUCCAGCUGAGCUGGCAAUGUACCGCCCGGAGCCGCCGCCAGUGUACUACAACGCUAACGGUCAACCAUACGUGCUGAGCCGCCCGCCGCCGGUGGUUGCGGCCGGCCAACCGCCGCCGCCGCCGCCCGAGCCGUACACUGGCCACGGGCCGGGCCCUGCCACUGACUGGCUCCUGGCGCCCAGUGCCUCCUCCCACCUGGCGCUGCUGUACCUGUCCAGCCGGCGGCCGGUGCCCCACCCCGCCGACUUCCUGGCGGCCGCGGAGGGCCACUACACAGGCGGAGGGGCAGACAGCUUGACCAGCCGCCUCAGCGGCCGCCAGCCCGCAGGCGACCUGUUCCUGGAGUACGGCAGUCCGGGGCGGGCGCCGUACGGCGAGACGUACCGCCACGUGGGCGCCUGGGGCGUGCGGGACAGCGGGCUCGUGGGGGAGCGGCGGGCGCGGGAGAUGGAGCUGGCGGGCAGGUACCGGCAGCCCGAGGCGUACGCGCAGGCGGACCGCUCGCUGGCGGCGCGACUGAACCUGGACGACCCAGAGCUGGAGGAGCGGGCGGACGAGCUGAGGGAGAGCAUGAAGCAGGAUGCCUACAAGGACAAGCUGCGCCAAGCUGGAGAGGACAUGCGAGACAGGGAGUACGAGGAGUACGGGCACGUCAAUAGUGCACCAAUGGAGGAGGAACAGGAGCAGGAGGAGCGGGAGGAGAGGGAGGAGGCGCGGGGGAGGGAGGACGAGGGCGGAUCAAGGAGGGGGUCGGGCGGGUACGGGGAAGAGGCUGUGGCGGACGAGGACAUGCAGGAUGACGAUUAGGGCCGGUUAUCAUUGAUAAUGAGGUUGUGAGGGAAGGAUUCGCUGCAGAUGGAUCGAAGUGGGGGACCACAUCGGGCGGAGAUGGCUGCGGGCUGCCCGACAGGGUUUCGCCCGCCCCCACGGCC
Molecule: messenger RNA, 5649 nt
Organism: Chlamydomonas reinhardtii
Lineage: Eukaryota; Viridiplantae; Chlorophyta; Chlorophyceae; Chlamydomonadales; Chlamydomonadaceae
Exons: 15
Coding region: 44-5524 (1826 amino acids)
Biological process (GO): actin filament polymerization
Cellular component (GO): actin filament; cytoplasm
Molecular function (GO): actin binding; microtubule binding
Source: RefSeq, a predicted model, not a curated record